AUGACAAUCACUGCUGUAUCAUCGAUCAAUUAUAAUCAUAACAAAUCAAUAUCAAUUUAUUGCACUGCUAAUUUUUUCAUCAUAAAUUGCCUUCAAAAUUAUUCGAAAUUAACUAUUCCUAUUGUUAGCAACAAAUUAAAAACUUCAUUAUGGCAAUAUUUCAAUUUAUUAAAAUUAUUACUUUUAUUGAUAAUUUUAUUAGCUGAUGGAUCGAAUGCUAUAUUACUUUCUGGAGCACCUGGUUCAUAUGCCAGAUAUCCUAAAUGGAUGCAUACAUUUGAAAAUCAAUUAUCAUUGGAUUUUCGAACCAAACAACCUAAUGCACUAUUGUUAUAUACAGAUGAUGGUGGAAUUCAAGGAAAUUUUUUUUCUCUUACAAUUACAAAUAAGAAAUUACAAUUGGAUUUUAGAUUAGGAGAUGAAACAAAUUAUUUGUCAUCAGAGAGACCAGUUGUCACAAUGCGAUUAAAUGACAUCGAAGUAAGCGACUAUCGAUGGCAUCGACUUACCUUAUUUCAGGCCUGGGAAAAUGUAAAAUUACAAUUGGAUGACACCGUUCUUUUCAAAAUUCUCAAUCAAAAUAGUUUUGUUUUUGGUAAUCUGAAAACAAACUCUGAUAUGUUUAUCGGUGGUGUUCCGAAGGAUACUUAUUUGCUUGGCGCAAUGAGUUCACCAUUGAAACGACAUACAAUUUCAUUUGCUGGUGGAGUAAAAAAUUUAUUGUAUAGGCUUUACCCACAAGGUGUCACAGCACCACAAAUAAUCGAAAGUGUUGGUAUGAGACAAUCGGACGAUGAUUACUGCAAAAUAACAAAUAUUGCUAGCAAAAAUGAUUAUUUCUGCCGAAAUGGUGGUAUUUGCUAUAGCACAAACGAUGGACCAAAGUGUGACUGUUCAUUUACGGAUUUCCGUGGCCAACGUUGUGAACAAGUUCGAUUUGAUUCGCAUUUAUCAUUUAAUGGUCGAGAAUUGAUUGGUUAUGAUGUUAGCAAUAAUUCGGCAGGAAUUAUACGUUUUCGAUCAGAAAAUAUUACAUUGUCUUUUAAAACGACACAUUCACGAGCUCUACUAUAUAUCGGUGGUGAUCGUCUGAAUUACAUUCAUAUCACAUUGGAUGAUGGCGCAGUUGUUGCAACAUCAAAAUUUGAUGGAACUGAAAAACGGAUAAUAAGAAUUUUGAACAAUUAUCCAUCCGGUCGAUAUAAUGAUGAUCGAUGGCAUACAGUUACUGUUUUCAGGACAUUAACAUUGAUGACAUUAAUUGUUGAUAAUUUAAACGAUGAAAUUCGACAAUAUGCGCCUGAAAUUGAUUGGCUUGUUAAUUCAUUUGCUUAUUUGGGUGGUAUACCAAAGAAUAAAAAUAUUCCUGAAAUUGAUGUGGAAAAUUUUUAUGGUUGUUUAAAAAAGGUUAAGUAUGAAGCUGAUGCAUAUUUGAUCAAUUUUAUCACAUUAGCUGAUCAAGGAUAUGGCCAAUCAAUCAUACGAUCAGCUGGCGAAUUAACAUUUUCAUGUAAUAAACAAGCAUUAUAUGCAGAUGUUUUCUCAUUUAAUACUGGCCAACAUUUUAUUACAUUACCCAAAUGGAAUUCUGUUGCUAGCGGAAGUUUGAGCUUUCAGUUACGAACACAAGAAUUUGAUGGCCUUAUUCUUUAUCAUGGAUCAUUGCCAACCACAAAAACAGGAUAUGAUUAUUUUGCAUUUGAAUUAAUUGAUGGUCAUCUAUUUAUGAUUAUUAAUCUAGGAUCAGGACAUAUUAGAUUACAGACAACAGCGGAAAAAAUAACGGAUGGAGCGGUAUGGCACAGCGUAACGCUUGAACGGAUGGGACGGAGUGGUACAGUGAUCGUUGAUAAUAUUAAAACCGAUUUUUCAACACCUGGUGUGUCUGCCAAUUUAAUCAUCGAAGAACCAAUCUAUUUGGGAGCUGUACCAUGGCCAAGUAAUGAAUCGGAUCCGGUUGACUUUCAUGUACCUUCUCCGAUUUGGACAGCAAAUCUACGAAAAGGUUAUAUUGGCUGUCUGAAAGGAAUACGCAUCAAUGGUAUCAGCCCAAAUAUUGCAAACAUUUUUCAGGAACAACAAAAGAAUUUUAAAAAAGGAAUUAGCUAUGGCUGUUCAGCUAAUGUAAAUCAGGACUUUUGCGCCUUAUCACCAUGUAAAAAUUUUGGACGAUGUGAGAAUGGUUAUAAUAGUUUUCGAUGUGAUUGUUCAGUAUCAGCUAUGGAAGGAACACUUUGUGAUAAAGAACCUGAAUAUGUGGAUUUUUCGACAAAUAAUGUACCAUCGCUUUUACUACCAAAAUCUAUUGAAAGUGAAGCGGAAACAAUUGAAUGUAAAUUUCGAAGUAUCAAUGAACGAAGUGUUUUGUUGGAUACAAAAUCAAUAAAAUCACCAAAUCAUCGCAUUUUACUUUUACUAAUUGAUGGAGAACUUGAAUUGCAUCUUAAUUUCGAGAAUUCCCAUCAUGUGUUCAAUUGGGGUAUUAAUUUAAAUGAUAAUCGAAUUCAUUCAAUGCGUAUUAAACGACGUGGCGAGAAAUUAUUGCUAUUUUUAGAUGGUAAAUGGGAACAUAAUUAUUUUCUGCCUUCUUCUAAAUUAGUAUUAGAUAUUGAUGAGAUAUCUGCUGGACAUUCAUUGCAUGCAAUGUCAUCCACACAUUUUACCGCACGCGCAAAUGACACAUUGGAAGAGAAAUUUGGCGGACAAAUGAUAAAAAUGCUUUUCAAUGAUUUCGAUAUUUUGAAGAGUGUAAAACGUCGAAAUCCGAUCAAUAAUCCAUCAGAAAAAAUGAUUCCAUCACGUGAUCGAUAUAAAUUAAAGAAUAGGAAAGUAAAAUCUUCAUCUGUAACAUUCGAAAAACACAAUGCAUAUGCAAUGAUAAAUGAUAAGCAUUUGAUGAGUAUUAAAAAUAUUUAUCGAAUUUCAUUUAAAUUUCGCACACUGUCGCCGUCAGCAAUGCUCUUUGCAUUUUUAACUAAUUCCACUUACAAUAAUGAUUUUGCAUCUUUGGAAUUGCAUUAUGGUCGAAUAAGGUACACUUAUAGCUUUAGCACACGAACAGAAGUGAUAAUGUCACCAGCUUUACCAGAUGGACAAGUUUUAAAUGACUUUAAAUGGCAUAGUGUCAUCAUUUUUCAGAAAUCAUUAGGUGGUGAGCAUAAUGUUGUGAUUGAUAAUAGCAGCAUAGUAAUGUCUAAUGUUCGAGGACAUAUUGUUAAUUUACAUACAAAAUUAUAUAUUGGUGAUAUACCAUCCGGUAUUUCUGGUUUUCUAAGGCUUAAAAAUAUUUCCGGUUUUCAUGGAUGUAUCUCAUCAUUCCGAAUUGGUAAUGAAUAUUUAGAUAUUUUAAAAGAUGCAAUAGAAAGUUUUGGUAUUGUGAAAGGAUGUCAUGGACCACAUACUCGAUGCUCACCUAAAAUAUGCUUAAAUCGUGGAAAAUGUAUUCAAAAAUGGAAUUCCACAAAAUGUGAUUGCUCAAUGACAACUUAUGCUGGCGAAAGAUGUGAUAACUUUGGUACAACUUAUAUAUUUGACUCAUCAUUAUCAGCAAUUUAUUAUGAAUAUCCAAAAUCAAUUCAACCAUCAACAAAUCGAGAUGAAAUGGCAAUUGGAUUUCGUACUCGACAAGCUAAUGCUGUACUAUUAAGUGUACAAUGUAAUGUUGACGGCGACUUUCUUACUGUUUUUUUGAAAAAUGCUCAUUUGCAUAUUCGUUACAAUCUUGGAUCUCGUGAUCAUGAUGUUGGCUUAUCAAGUGCUUUACUAAAUGAUGAUAAGCAUCAUGCUGUUAUCAUUUAUCGACAAGAAGCUAACUUAACUUUAUACAUUGAUAAUCGUGAACCAAUUUAUUACUCUCCUCUUGGUGGUGAUAUGGAACUUGUGACAUUAAAUAUGCAAUGGAGAAUAGCAAUUGGUGCAUCGUUUAAUUUAUUACAUCGUACAAAACGACGUAAACGUGAACAAAUCUAUGAUAGCUAUAAAGGUUUUAUCACAGGUGUCAAUUUCAAUGGUUUAAUGAUAUUGGAUAUGCUAGCACAAGGAUCACAACACGUAUAUCGUAUUGGUUCACCUCGUCUUGUUCAUAUGUCAUCAUAUUCAGGUUCAACCGGAAGAAAGAAUUCAUUUAUGAAUAAUGCUCCGGCAAAGGAUACUGUUAAUGACUGGAUGGCAACCUCUAAAGAAGGUUUUAUUGAAGCAGAAGGUUCUGGUUGUGUGGAAUUUGAAGAGCAAGAAAAAUGUCAAAUUACUGAUCUCGAUCAUACCGGUUUCAUUACACCAAUUCUGCCAACAUCACGAAUAACUGGAGGAAGUGAUAAAUCAAAAUUAUCAACGGAAGCACUGAUAACAACAACUGCACCAACAUUAACUACAACGAGAGUUAAACCAAUUACUUCAGCUAGCACUGAAAUAUCACAAUUGGGACAAUCUGAGAAUUUGGCUCAGGAACAACAACAUCAACCAACAACAACAACAACAACAACAACAAUAAACGGUGAGUUCACUCAACGUACUCACACGUUUCUUUCCACCAACCUUAUCACCGUUAUCACUACCACAACAACAACAACUACUACUACUAUCACUACUACUACUACUAAUAUAGCACAUAUCAGCACAAUUAAUACAACCACAUUAACCACUAUCACUUCAACUUUUAGCUUCUCUCGAAAUUAUGAUAAUAAUUAUGAUUUAUUCACUAUUCCUAAGAUAAAUAGUAAUGGUAAUACGCUGCCACCAGCAUUGUUUCGUGCUGAUAACGAUGAUAAUGAUGAUAAUGAUGAUCGUUUUGCAUUCUUUUGGCCAACCAUUUCAUCAUUUCGAACACAAACUGCAAUUAUUUCUUCACCUGAAAUAAGAAACCUGGAAACAUCAGCUCCGGUACCAAUCCAAAUAAUUCCCACAAACAUUUUUCAUCGCAAUGAUAUUACAACAAAAAAGCCUUUUCCAAAUUUCACAAUGCAAAAAGAUGCAAAAAGACUAAAUGAGACGAAAGAUAAGAAAUUUAUCACUGCUACGAACAAUUAUUAUCUUUUAUCAUCAAUAAUUCAGAAUAAUAUAAGUCACCAAAAAUAUGAUAGUAAUCACUCUGAUAAUUAUGCUAGAUAUUAUUAUCAUCCGUAUAAUAUAUCAAAGUAUAAUAAUUAUAAUUAUCCAAAUGAAAUGCAUAAACACUAUGCUUUUUCUAAUAGCAAUCAUACUUAUCUGCAAUAUUUUAAUAACAAUUCGGAAUGUUAUAAUUAUUCUAAAAACAAUGCUAAUUAUUCGAAGUGUCGUUAUGCUACUACAACGAGUAAUUUUUCUGCACCAUUAUCAUUACUACCUUCUACUAAACUAUUAUCACUAAUACCUUCUACUACACCAUUAUCACUGAUACCUUUUACUACACCAUUAUCACUAAUACCUUCUACUACACCAUUAUCACUAAUACCUACUGCUACACCAUUAUCAUUACUACCCUCCACUACACUAUUAUCAUUACAACCUUCUACUACACCAUUAUCAUUAUUACCUUCUGCUGCACCAUUAUCACCUUUCUCACCCAACACAAACACUAAAUUUAUGCAAAUUUCUAGUGCUGUUUCACAGCAACCUAAUCGAAAUUAUUUUGAAGAUUUGUGGAGCGAUAUUGCUGCACCACCAGCUCUUAUCAUAGAUAACGGUGAGAAUGUAUCACGAAGCAAAACAACAACGACAAUAUCUUCUACUAUAACAAAUACUAUUAAUAGUAAUCUAUCAAUUAAAUCACUAAACUUUAUCACUAUAGAUGCAAAACAAUCGACAUCUCAUCAGGCUAUAUCAGUAAAUGAUAUGAUAACAUCUCGAAAUGAUAAAAAUUUAAUAUCAGUAACGCCAAAAAUAACAUCUCUUUUGCUGAAUGCUUCAACUAAAUCGUCAUUAGUAAAUGACAAUGCAGAAGAGAGAAAGAAAGAAAUAAAAGUGCCUGAAGCUAAGAAUUUGGGUAACAUUGAGCAACAACAUAAAUCACAACGAUUGCUUACCGUACCAACCGUAUCAUCAUCAUUAUCAUCGUUAUCAUCAUCGUUAUCAUCAACAUCAUCAUCAGCUACUACUACUACUACUACUACUGUUAAGCAUCGUAUUCGUACAACAUUGGUGAGCCAUACUAUUUAUGCAGUUAGACCAACUACUCCAAUGGGUGAACUUAUCACUGAUACAGCUAAGGCUCCUACUACGCCAACAGAUUUCCCACGUACGGCACUAAUUUCAAUAGCUUCAUUAUCUGUGAUAAUUAUCAUUGCUAUUGUUGUUUUUUGUGUUUUUAGAUGUAGACAAAGUGGUCCAUCAACAGAUCAAUAUCCAAUGGUUUGUAGUAGUAAACAAUCUGGCUAUGCUCCAAUACCAGCCGAAUUAUCACCACCAAUGAUGCGAGAAUCAUCGAGACAUAAUGCUCCGCCAUUUUUUCAUAAUCGAGUAAAUCAACUUGAUGGCGGCUAUCAACCAAUUAAAGGCGCUGUUAUACCAAAUGGAAAUAACACAACAAAUAAUAUUAAAAAUAAUUGUGCAACAUCUAUUAAUGGUAGAAAAAAAGAAUUCAAAGAAUGGUAUGUUUAG
Messenger RNA from Brugia pahangi, 6573 nucleotides. Lineage: Eukaryota; Metazoa; Nematoda; Chromadorea; Rhabditida; Onchocercidae. The record is from the annotation of a GenBank genome assembly.